AUGGUAGAGGAAGACAGAAAGCUGGCACACAAAGAAUCUCCUGCUACACCAGAAAAUAGUGUGGAUAGUUCAGUUCAAGUGAAGAGAAAACGAGGAAGGCCAAAAAAGUCUGCUCAAACUAAUGAAGAGGAAACUGACAACCCAAUGACAGCAAUACAAAGUAAAACACAUAUCAAAGCUGAAACAGACAAUACUGAAAAGACAGAUGUUGAUGGAGCAUCAAAUAAAACCAAGAUAAAAUAUGGUCAGAAAAUGUCAAUGAAAGAAUCCAGUACAUCAGAUCUUGCUAGUUUUGAGGGAAAGGAAACAAGUCAUUACCCAGAUACUGGGAUUGCAAAUGGUUCUGAAAAGAAAGAGAAACGGAGAGAGGUUCAUGUAAAUUACAAAAGCUGCUCAGAUGAUGAAGGUGGAGGUUUGGUUAUUGAUGAGGGCGAAGAUGAUGCUGCUGAGAAAAAUGAAAAACUUCAGAACGCAGAUUUAAAAAAACCUGUGAGGAAAAGGUCAAAAACUGGAGACAUUACUGAGACUGAUGAAGAUGAUAGCCUUGAUAAGGAGCUUAACAGUCCCAAAAGAAAGGGCAUUCCAAAGAUUACAGACAGUGAUGAAGAUGUCCAAGAUAAUCCUAUUAUCAAGUCAUCUUCUGCAAGUAAAUGUGUUCAGGGAAAACAGCUGAAAAGAAAAUCUGCAGAUUCAAAAUUGGCAAAAGAUGAAGAGGCAGAGAAGAUUAAAGCAAUGGCAGAUGCAAUGAAAAGAAAAUUGAAGAAAGGAAGUUGGAAUCUGAAUCUAAAAAAGCCAAAACUGUGUCUCAGGUUUGUUCAGUUUGGAGUGGACAGUAUUCUUCAGUCCUCAGAAUUUCGACCAAGGGCUGAUGCGCUUAAGGGAUCUGUUAUUGGUCGUGUGAAUGCUUUCAACUCGGAGAUUAUGAAGAUUGAGGCUGUGCAGUUUCAGGACCUUGUACCCCCUGAGUCCCUGUUCUGUCCUAAACAAGCAUUUGCGGACCUAGACAUGAUUCUGCAACAAAUCAAAAGCCUGAGUGUUGGACAGUACCUUGUUAGGAACAACCCGAAGAAAGAAACAAUGAACAUCAUGAAAGCUGUUACUGAACCAGACAGUAUGUGUUAUGACCUUCACCUUGCACACACGACCUUGAUGAUGUCCAAGGUCAACAAGCCGCCAGUGAUUCAGUGGUUGCCGAUAGAUACAAGGCACCUUCUGCCCCAUCACAAGAAGUUGAACCUCAUACCUUGCACAUUCCCCCCACCUGGUGAGUAUUGUGAGGUGACCUUUGGGGGUUAA
Molecule: messenger RNA, 1296 nt
Organism: Dreissena polymorpha
Lineage: Eukaryota; Metazoa; Mollusca; Bivalvia; Myida; Dreissenidae
Exons: 7
Coding region: 1-1296 (431 amino acids)
Biological process (GO): snRNA transcription by RNA polymerase II; snRNA transcription by RNA polymerase III; positive regulation of transcription by RNA polymerase III
Cellular component (GO): transcription elongation factor complex
Source: RefSeq, a predicted model, not a curated record